CGAGGUUCUUGCUGGACCAUGGGAUGCAACGUUGGGAUUAUUGGGUAACUACAUUAUUGCUGGAAGGCGUCGCGGGCUUAGGCGGUUUUGUUCAAUUAUUCAAGAGUGUUUGGUGCGAGAUUAGACCGUCUGUGACAUUUUCUUUGUUAUAGUUUUUGCAACUUAAUCACAGAGUGGGUUCGAAUGAGCCUGGUGAUAUUGUGCGGACGUUAACAUGAGUUUGACUUUACUCAUUCAUGCUCACAUGCGAACUAUGAUCUUCAACACAAGUGGGGAAAAAGUCGACUCGAACUGGAGUCUUAGAGAUUAUAUUUUAGUGAUAGUCCAGUACUACUCGCAUGCAAGGAAAUCAUAUGAUACAAUUUGAAAGCAAAUCGCUUCUUGGACUUACUGAUUUGUUUUAAAUAGCAUGCACAAUUAAAUGGAGCAGCAGCGUCAAUGGAUUGUGAUUGACUAGAUGUUUCUGAACGACAUUCGCGAGUAUAGUUUCUCUUCAAAGAUUUCAUCGGGAGGUGCUGUAUCGAUAUAUGAGCACGAAAUUUGCGGAGGCACCAAGUUUGUAUCAGGAUCUUAGCGAACAUGGAGGCUCUUCAUGUAGGGGGUGGGAGACAACGGGUUACUCACUCACAGUCUUCCACCUACGCUUCGCAUGCAGUAUCGCUUGCACCUGCAAUGGCACCAGUAACCUUGGCAGACAACGAUAAUGGCCUCAAUAUGCGUAACAUCGACAGCAAUUUGGGGACACUUUGUGAGCAUGUGCAAGUGGAAGGAUGGAAAUCAAAAGCUUUCUCAGACAUCGUUGUGAAGGCAAUGGGGCGCACUUUCCUGCUGCACCGUUUACUACUCUCUCGGAGCUCCUUCUUCAGAAACAUGCUGCAGGGUCCUUGGAGAGAGGCAGGAGCUCCCGAGGUGACGCUACAAAUAGACGAUGAGAACGUGAAUGCGGACGCUGUUGAAACCGCUUUAGCCUAUUUGUAUGGACACUAUCCAAAACUCGAUGAUACCAACGCCUUUCGAGUGCUUGCUGCUGGUUCCUUCCUCGAUCUUCAGGAUUUAUGCUCUCUUUGCACGAACUUCAUUAUUUCGGAGCUUUAUACCGAGAAUUUUCUCGCUUAUCAGGCGUUUGCCGAAAGCCAAGAUUAUGGAGUACACGGUGAAAGGGUUCGCAAGGCAUGUUGGGGUUAUCUUUGUCGUGGCGGAGCUGUUGAGCUUCGGGAGAUUCUUCCGAAGCUUUCCACUCAAACCUUGAGGAAACUAUUGACCUCUGAUGAACUCUGGGUGCUGAGUGAAGAGAAGAGUGAUGGCAGGUUUGAGCUUGCAUCAUAUGUUCUGGCAGCUCGUGGUGUGGUGCUCGAGAUGCCUCAGAUGCCAGGCACUGAAUCGAAGGGCUCGCCUAUUGAAGGGAACCCUGCAACAGAGGAUUUAGUUUUGUCUGUUUCAUCUGCUGACAAGGAUCAGAAACUUGAAGAGACUCCUGACAAAGUUGCUUCUAGGUUGACAUCAGAUGGAGAGGUGAGUCACGUGUCGGUGGAGGGUGCACAAGUCCCAACUACGAAAGAAGUUGCAAAAACUGUGCACGAUAUUUUGUUCGAACUCGUUGAUUCAGCAGUUACCAAUUUUUCUGCUGGAAUUUCGUCUCCUUCAACUUCCUUGAAUCUGAACUCCUGCGAUUCUGCACAAGGUAAUCAAGGUCUAGGAGCGCCAGUAUGCAUGUGUGAUCAUGGUUUGGAGGCUCUGAAUGGAAAGCCCCUAAAGGAAGUAGAUCCAUCACAAGCUUUUAUUGAGAUACGCAAAGAUGGAGAAGCUUGCACGAGUGGGGAUACAUGUUCUACUCCUGGCCAGUUGAAUUUUUCUGGUGCUGAAUCUGGGUUUUGUGGACGGUUCGGCUUUGAAGAACCUUGGAAUCCCCCUCGAACCGGUGAACACGUUGGUCAUGAUCUUUGCUCACCAUCACCAGAGACAACUUCGUCGCCGAGUAGUAAAGUACCGCAAGACCAAUGGUCAAGGGAUAGUGCUUGCCCAACGCCUUCAUGGGGUGGGCGAGUAGUAGAGAGGAGAAUGAAGAAAGCUUUUCCCAACAAUGGAAAUUGCGGCAUUGCCGAAGAUUGGGAGGCUUUCUUAGGAGUGUUCGAAGGGGGAGGUGUUCUCUAUUGUCAUAUGACGUUCGAUGAUUUGCUCUAUAUGCGAGGGCGUUUGGAGGAGCUGGGUUUCCCAUGCAAAGCAGUCGCCGAUAGCUUGUGGUUACAGACACACUUACGUCAGCAAGUGCUUACAAUUGCUGCAGACACUUGUAGGAGUUGUAGCUUAGUGUACGCAAAUUGCAGUUGCCGCCAGUUCAACCCAAGUUAUGCGCAUAGUAGAAUAUCAGGUCUGCUCUACAGAGACGACGGUCAGAGUACAGACCCUAUACCCACUGGGAUUUUUCCUGGAGCGGAGGGCAUUGGUGGCACCUCAGGUAGUGGAAUUGGUGUCAGUUCACAGUCUGCUGGUCGAGUCCAUGUUCGCAACACAAUAGAUGGUUUAGCAGGUGUCGGUCGAGGUACAACUUUCGGAGCUCCUGGUAGUUGGCCGGCUCCUAGAUUCCUCUACAUUCCCACCUUAGGGGCGUAUGGUGGAAGAGGAAACCCUCAGCAGAGUGGAGGUGGGAAUAAUCAAGCGGAUGUAAGGCUUGAUCUUAUUGGACGCGACCUUGCCGUGGCGCAUUAUGCACCAGAAGGUCCCACUCAAGGAGGCACUGCUUCAGCUAGUGUUCCAAGCCCUGUUCAACCAGAUCUCACCUCAAGGACUGAGGGUUCAUCAGUUGCAGGAAAGCCUGCAAGUAUUGAUACAAGUCUGAGCAAUGUGAGCAUCGACAAAGAUCUUGCUACAAAGGAAUAUGAAGCAGGUGGAGGAGGAUCCAUACAGUUGGAUUUGAACACACCUUUGCGCAGCUUUCCCCCGUUCCGGUUUGGGGUUGAAUUUGAAGAUGUGAAUCGCCUCCAAGAUGGCCAGUCCAAGCAUUCACCAGAAGCUUUCUAUGGCGGUUCUUUGUGGAAGGUCAGUGUGCAAGCCUUCAAUGACGAAGAUCCGAGGGGGAGGCGCACACUUGGUCUUUUCCUGCAUAGGCGCAAAGCAGAGGACGUGGGUCCUCACAGAAAGGUUUCCUUCUACACCGACACCAGAGAAAAGGUGACAGCUCGGUACCAACUGAUAUGUCCAGCCAAACGUGGCGUGAUUCCACUUGGAAGCCUUACCCAAGCAGGGACAUUGCUACCAAAGGCACCUAAAGGGUGGGGCUGGCGAACGGCUUUCUUGUUCGAUGAACUACCAGAGCUUCUGCAGGGUGGUUCCCUUCGAGUGGCAGCUGUUGUACAACUUGUCUAACGUGCACCCACAAGGAGGAACAAUGCUCAGAAACUCUUCUUUUCCCGCCUGGUCGAGUUCUUGAAGUGUGUUCUAAGAAAAGGAAUAUUGUACUGUCAUGUGGGGUUCAUUCCUCGUACUGUAAGAGUAGAAGAUACAUGUAAGAUUUCAAUUGCGAGUGGGCACAAAGACAUUUCCUUAUAAUUUGAAUCGAAUUCUUACACUAUCAAAAAACCUAUUUUGUAUGGGUCGAUAUGAGUGGAGUGAGUCACAGUAGAGUUGACCCUUAUUUUGUAGAUGCGAGGUUUAUUUUCUUAUCAAUGUAACUGACUCCAAAGCUUGGACCAUUGUGGUGAAACAUCUCUCCUGAUGAAAUAUUCUCUUCA
Messenger RNA from Physcomitrium patens, 3728 nucleotides. NCBI's taxonomy places the organism in Eukaryota, Viridiplantae, Streptophyta, Bryopsida, Funariales, Funariaceae. The record is from RefSeq and is a predicted model, not a curated record.